AUGUGUACUAACAAUAAUCCUUUAUAUCUGAAUAACAUUUUUGAUGAGACCCAUCCAGAAUUAAUAGAUUUACAUGAAAAUUUACAAGAAUUCCAAAAUGAUUUUAUGGAAACUUCAUCUGAAGAUAUUGAAACAGAAAAUAUUAUUGAGACCAAUGUGAUAGAAGAUUUUGAUGAUGACUUUGAUGAUGAAAUAAAUAAUGAAGUUUUUUCAGAAAUAGAAAUUAAAAAAUUUGAAAAAAUUUACAAUAAUGAACCAAUUGAAGAGUCAGAAAUUAGUGAAUUGGAAGCUGAGAAAGAAAAAUUAAAUAGAAAAAAUGAAGAAGCAAAAAAUUAUAUUAUAAACAUACUUAAAAAAAAAUGUUGUAAUAAAAAAUGUUUAGAAAAAAUUAAUCAAGAAGUUGCUAUUUUACGUUGUCAAAAUUAUAUUAAUUUAACUAAAGAUCAACAGAAUAUGUUUCUUUUGGGAAUUAUUUCAACAUCAACCAGAAAUUCAAUAACCUCAACUAGUGAUUAUAUGACAAUGGCUUUUGUGUUUGAUGGUAUAGCAAUAUGCAAUAAUGCUUUUUUAAAAUUAUAUAAUUUAUCAUAUGAUAGAUUAACUGCUUUAAAGAAUCACUAUAAAAAUAAUGAUAUUGUACCAAAGGUACAUUUGAAUAAAGGAAGGAAUGUUUCUCAUAAGCUCUCUUUUGAAACAGUAUUAAAAGUGCUUACUUUUUUAAAAAGUUAUGCAAAUUUGAAUGGUUUACCAUCACCAGGUCACCAUUUUGAAAGAGCUACAAAAGCAAUUAUUUAUUUACCUACAAGGGAUAACUACACAGAAAUACAUGAAAAAUUUUUAAAUGAUAUUGGAACUGGAUCAGAACAUCAUAUUAGUUAUUCAAGCUUUGACCACAGUUUAGAUAUUAAUUCAAUUAAUUUGGAUGAUGAAUUGAAAAUCAAAGAAGCAAUAGGGUUAAGUGCUUCUAGACAAUGUCAAUUUUCAUUUUCAUCAUCAUCAGUAGUUGAAGAAACUAAAAAGAAAACUACUGGUGGUCAAAAGAGAAAGGUUGAAGGUAUAGAACAAAGACAACAUGAAAGAGAUAAAAAAAGAAAACAAAUGACUGAUUUAGAGGCACAGAACACAGUUCUUAAAGAAGAAAAUAUACAUUUAUCAAAAAGAUUAAAGACUGUAGAAGAAGAAAAAUCAGUUUUAUUAGCUAAAUUAGAUACAAUUUUAGAGCAAUUUGCAGAAAUUUGA
Molecule: messenger RNA, 1239 nt
Organism: Entrophospora sp. SA101
Lineage: Eukaryota; Fungi; Glomeromycota; Glomeromycetes; Entrophosporales; Entrophosporaceae
Source: the annotation of a GenBank genome assembly